UCAACAGCACACCACACCACAGAAGCAUACCACAGAAGAAAAGUUGAUUGCAACUUCCUGGGGGCGUGUUCAUUUCACACGUGAUCGAUAUAAUCCAUUGUAUACGGUUGCGUAUUUGUCUUGAGGUCUUGUCCUGUUGAAUGCGUGUCUGAGAUUAAACGCACAAUAUGGCGGAGGCAGACCGACCAGGGAAACUCUUUAUUGGUGGGCUAAAUACUGAGACCACCGAGAAGGCUCUUGAACAGUACUUCAGCAAAUAUGGCAGGAUAAUGGAAGUUCUCUUAAUGAAAGAUCGUGAAACAAACAAGUCCAGAGGUUUUGCAUUUGUGACUUACGAAAAUCCAGGAGAUGCCAAGGAUGCUGCCCGGGAAAUGAAUGGAAAGACCCUGGAUGGUAAGUCCAUCAAAGUAGAACAAGCAACAAAGCCACAGUUUGAAUCUGCUGGACGCCGUGGUCCACCAUCUUUGCAUCCACGAAGCCGUGGUCUACCAAGAGGCCCUCGCGGUUCUAGAGGAGCACCAAGCGGAAUGAGGGGUCCACCCAGCAGAGAACCCUUUUUCAAAGGUGCGUCAUCCAGAGGCCCACCUCCGUUGAAAAGAGGACCUCCAAUGCGCAGUGAAGGGCCACCACCUAAGAGACAGGCCCCGUCUGGACCCAUCGGCAGGCCUCCCAUGUCCCGUGACCGAGACCCUUAUGGACCACCCCCACCCCGUCGGGAUUCUAUGAUGUCACGGCGGGACGACUACCCCUCGCCACGGGAUGACCAUUAUUCUUCAAAAGACAGUUACUCCAGUCGGGACUACAUGAGCUCAAGGGACAGCAGAGACUAUGCUCCCCCUCCCCGUGACUAUGCUCCACCACCUCGUGAUUAUCGCGACUAUCCCCAUUCCAGCUCCAGAGAUGAAUAUGGGUCCAUGUCUAGAGGCUACAGCGAUCGUGAUGGUUAUGGCGGCGGACGAGAGCCCAGGAGUUAUGUUGAUCGACCAAGUACAGGUUCCUACAGAGACCCCUAUGAUGGUUACGUGUUUAAGGAUCCUCCACCAAAAAGUCAAAACUUUGAUGGCUUGCAACGACUUACCCAAAGACAACAGCCAAAAUGCAAGAACCUUUCCGCACCACAGAUAAAGUCUCAACGGGAUGGUAAGCAAAGCAAACCUUCUUGUUUCUCGUUAAUGGAAUUAGCUGAGGAAAGUAAACAUGAGGUACAACCCAAAGGUUGGUAUGAGUGGCGUCAAUUGUUACCCCCUUUUGCUCUGCAGGGGCAGUCUGGCGUGCCUUCCAUUCUCCAUUCUGAAAUUAUACUGUUAAGAGAUCAACCUCAGGAAAUUGAUAGUUUCAGCAAAAACUCCUUCCUUGCAACAAGUUGACUAUCACUAAGGAGAACUGGAAUUCUUCUGGCUCUGCGCGAUCCGUUCAGUAAAUGUUCCCCACGCAUUUGCACUGCCGCUUGAGAAUGUAAGAAAAGUCAUGGAUCCAUAAUCUGUUGUAGCAUAAGAACAUUUUCAGAAAUUUUGAAAAGGUACAUUUUGAAGAUCUGGCCCACAUUUUGAAUGGACCUAUUGCAUAAUAGUACUCAAAUACUCAGUAAUGCCCAUAUCCCGAAGGAUCUAAUCAUUUGACACGAUAAGACUACAUUUAUUCCAACCAGCCCACAGCAAGCAUGCCCUGACACUUGGAAGUUCUGUGGAAAGAAGCCACCAACCAGGAAAACGGGAAAAAUAACGGAGCAAAGUUCAAACAAAUUCUACCUUCAUUUCUUGGGCUACAUAUUGAUGAAUGUAUGUAUGGACAUUGAUUGUUAUGUAAAUCUC
Alosa sapidissima (American shad) is the source of this 1811-nucleotide messenger RNA. It is a transcript of the gene rbmx, whose product is annotated as RNA binding motif protein X-linked. The record is from RefSeq and is a predicted model, not a curated record. Bases 168 to 1367 code for a protein of 399 amino acids. Gene Ontology annotation, molecular function: RNA binding. Gene Ontology annotation, biological process: positive regulation of mRNA splicing, via spliceosome. The transcript is spliced from 9 exons. NCBI's taxonomy places the organism in Eukaryota, Metazoa, Chordata, Actinopteri, Clupeiformes, Clupeidae. Gene Ontology annotation, cellular component: spliceosomal complex.